CUCUCUCUCUCUCUCCCCCAACUGAUUUCUAUUAAAUAGAUCCAAUUCGAUGUCCGUUGCAAAUCGUAACAGUUUACGAGUAUAAUUUAGGUUUCAAUCUAUCAAUCAUGUUGUAUGUUUGUGUGUAUAUGUGCUUGCAAUUCUGUGUGUCCGUUUGAUUUUUUGAUUUUGCCGCCCAAUUGCACUUCAAUUUCAGCUGUAAUUGGAUGAAUUUCGAAUUCUGGAUUCAUGAAAACCUAAUUUACAAUUUUUAUUCGAGAUAUCUGUUUGCUCGCCCCGAAAAUUACACGAUUACAGAGACGAGUAUGUAGUUUGAUUUCAAUAGUGUUGUUCAAUUUUCGAACUUCAAACUAUACAAGUACAGCUUUAAACUUAUAUUAUCCACGUCUCCUAGGAUGCUUCACAUAUUGCUGAAAUUUGGAUGUAAUUUAGAUUUGGACAUGCGAAGCCUGAUCUACGAUUUCACUUUCGAGUUUCCGUUUUGUUUGCUUUAGAAAUUAAUGCAGGAUUGUAGUGACGAUUAUAUAGUUUCUCAAAUUCUGUUUGAAGAGAUUUUGAAGAUUGUGUUGUAUGUGUAUAACUUUGAAGUUGAUUUAAUCAUUCAUCUGACUGUUUGAAAAUUGAACAUUAAUAUCUUGUGAAUUACUGGCCGAAAACUACUCUAUUGCGUUAGGUAUCUGGAGAUUGCUAAUAAACGGUUGCUAAUCCUUUUAAAAAUGAUCUUACAUGAAUUCUUCAAUCCUACAUGUUUGUGUAGUUGCUGUUGAUCUGAAUACUUACCUCUAUCACUUCAUUCAUACAUUUGAGAACCUCACUUGCUGAUAAGCAUGAGGAACAGAAUCCAGAUACAUUAUUUAGACUCAACUAAUUGACUGGACGAGCUUCUUGAAAAGCAAAAUAUUGUUUCUUACUAGUUUUAUUGAUUUCUGUCCCAUCUAAAACUUAAUUCUUCCACUACAUUGUACUCUAGAAAGCUUGAAGCAAGCCCCUUGUAUAUAUUUUGGAAUCAGGUAUUAUCGCUGAAGCUACAAUGAGAUGCAAUUCGUGCUGGAGGGAACUAGAAGGGAAAGCUGUUAGCACCACUUGUGGUCACCUAUUGUGUACCGAGGAUGCCGGUAGGAUUCUCAGCAGUGAUGCAGCUUGCCCAAUAUGUGACCAAGUACUCUCUAAAAGUCUUAUGAGGCCUGUGGAUGUAAAUCCAAAUGAUGAGUGGAUCAAUAUGGCCAUGGCUGGGAUUAGUCCUCAAAUACUGAUGAAAAGUGCAUACAGAAGUGUGAUGUUCUACAUUGGGCAGAAGGAACUGGAGAUGCAAUUUAAGAUGAACAGAAUAGUGGCUCAGUGCCGACAAAAAUGUGAAGCAAUGCAAGAAAAAUUCACAGAAAAAUUGGAGCAAGUGCAUACUGCAUAUCAGAAGAUGGCAAAAAAGUGCCAGAUGAUGGAACAGGAAAUGGAGAGUUUAUCAAAAGACAAGCAGGAACUUCAGGAAAAAUUCGCUGAGAAGUCCAGGCAAAAAAGAAAGCUUGAUGAAAUGUAUGAUCAGCUAAGAUGCGAAUACGAGUCAGUUAAAAGAACAGCAAUUCAACCUGCUAACAAUUUCUAUUCCGGAACUGAACCUGAUAUGUUUGCAAGUCCAGCUAACAUGAUGCAUAAUAGGGAUCCUCUCAGGAAAGAUUGGCCGCCUUACACUCCCGAUACUCCAGGACCUCGAGAGGAUAUAUGGCCUUCAGCAGCAAGACAGAAUAGUUCUAAUUCUGGUCCCUUUGAUGUCUCUGCUGGCUCACCUGUAAAACAGUCAGCCGGGGUACCUGAUUUUAGCAACAGAAGAGGUAUUAAUCGUACAGCAUUUGGGGCUGGAGCGGGAUCUGGAGCAGCAAAUCCGUCAAUGACAUUAAGAAAUCUCAUCAUUUCACCAAUAAAGCGACCUCAACUCUCACGAAGUCGGCCUCAAAUGUUCACGCUGUAAAGAGGAGUAAACCUGAAUGUGUGGAUCAAACCUGGUAGUAUGGAGCCACUUGGCCAGCAGUUCCUGUUCUUGUUUGCAGACCUGUGAAACAGAUUGUGACCCCCUAUGUUUGACUUGUACAGUAAUAUUCUUAGGAGUGAAUCUGUAUAUGUCGAUUAGACUUGGUACUUCUGAGCUUUCUGUUCUUUAUUGCUUACCAGGCGAAAUAGAAUUGACCCACGUAUGUUCUUAAACAGUUUGUAUGUCUUAAAAGGCACUCGGUCUCCUUGUAAUCAAUCUGAAGCAUUACACUGCAUGCAGUAUGAUAUGAACAUCUGGAU
This is a messenger RNA of Daucus carota subsp. sativus, 2283 nucleotides long. Its product is annotated as E3 ubiquitin-protein ligase CCNB1IP1 homolog. Gene Ontology annotation, biological process: chiasma assembly. The transcript is spliced from 8 exons. The record is from RefSeq and is a predicted model, not a curated record. Lineage: Eukaryota; Viridiplantae; Streptophyta; Magnoliopsida; Apiales; Apiaceae. The coding region runs from base 1031 to 1963 and encodes 310 amino acids.